UCAGAGGUCAAAUGACUGAGCAUGCUGUAUACAAAGCUAAGAUGCACCUGCAGACUGGAUGAACGUGGGUUUGCAGCAGACUUAGCUUGUACCUUAGAAACUGAAGUGGGACAUGCCGUAACACAUUUGGAUUUAAAAUCCCAGAAGGCUUCUGUGUCUUUCCUCGCCCUCAAAUUCCUUCAGAGCAGCCGAAGUGAGACCUCGCCGAGAUGUUCAGCACAAAAAGGUUGAAGAAGAAAUCCCAGUCAGUGGAUAUUACCGCUCAGGGAUUCUCUGGCUCACUGGUGAAGGAUCCGCAAGCAUCACAGAUAAACAAGCUUGUGACACCUGUUGCCAAGACAACCAUAUCUGCUGAGGAGGAAAACAACGCAACCAACUCCCAGAGGGUCCGGAGCCCGAGACGCAGUGACCUGAAGCGGUACUACACCAUAGACACCGGCCAGAAGAAGACUCUGGAGAAGAAGGAUGGGCGCCGCAUGUCUUUCCAGAGACCCAAAGGGACCGUGGAAUAUUCCGUGGAGUCACGGGACACGCUCAACAGCAUCGCGCUCAAGUUCGACACCACGCCCAACGAGCUGGUCCAGCUGAAUAAGCUGUUCUCCAGAGCGGUGGUCCCCGGACAGGUCCUCUAUGUUCCUGACCCAGAGUACAUCUCCAGUGUGGAGAGCUCACCCUCCCUCAGUCCCAUCAGCCCCUUGUCCCCCACUUCCUCUGAGGCUGACGUAGAGAAGCUGACCACGGAUUCAGAUAGCAUCCCUCGGAGGGAGGUCGCCCCUUCUCCAGCCCACCUCCUCCCCCGCCCCGCUAGAGUUGUGUCAUCCACCUCUGAGGAGGAAGAGGCCUUGACCGAGAAGUUCCUGAAAAUCAACUGCAAAUACAUCACAGAUGGCAAGGGUGCGGUCAGUGGAGUGCUGCUGGUGACGCCCAACAACAUCAUGUUCGACCCCCACAAGGCGGACCCGCUGGUCCAGGCGCGCGGGUGCGAGGAGUACGGAAUCAUGUGCCCGCUGGAGGAGGUCACCUCCGCCGCCAUGUUCAAGGAGGUCACUGACAGCAAGAUCAGGGAGUCCGUUCCCCCAGAUCUGGAGCCUUUGUCUGCGGGUCGUGACCCCUGCCACCUGAAGAGGAUACCGCGGAGCACCACCGACGAGGCAGAGCUGCGGCAGCGGGACACGGGCAACGACAGCACCAGCACUGCCCCCCGCAGCACCGAGGAGUCUCUCUCCGAGGACGUCUUCACCGAGUCCGAGCUCUCCCCCAUCCGGGAGGAGCUGAUCUCCUCUGACGAGCUCCGGCAUGACAAGUCCUCCAACGCCUCCUCCGAGUCCGUGCAGACCAUCAACCAGGUCCCGGAGGGUAGGGCCCAGGAGCAGGGCCAAACCGACCCGGCAACAGACGCUCCCCCAGCGACCAGCCAGCUCCCGUCCGCCGGCAGGGACCAGCUGUCGGCCUGCGAGGGAGAGGGGGCCAAGUCGCGUACCACCUCCGAGUCCCAGGGCUCGGACACGGUGGCGGCCGAAUCCGCUGGCCAGGAAGGGCUCCCGGAGGGCGAGCCAGCGGGCGGGCGGGGCGCAGACACCAUGACGGGCGAGGAGAACGCAACCAAGCCGGGCCAGAGUCAGACUAUGCAACAUGGCACAGAACUAGAGGAGGACGGGCGGACCACAGACCAGGGCUUGCCUGCCAGGCCAGUGGGGGACCCUGAGGGACAGGAGCCUGUGAGAGGGCCACCGGCACUCAAGGAGAAGCGGAGGUACCGGUCACACAAAUUCCUGUGCCUGCGGGUGGGCAAGCCCAUGAGGAAGACCUUUGUGUCCCACGCCAGUGCCUCCAUGCAGCAGUACGCCCAGAGGGACCGGAAGCACGAGUACUGGUUCGCCAUCCCGCAGGAGAGGUCAGACCACCUGUACAUGUUCUUCAUCCAGUGGAGCCCCGAUAUGUUUGGAGAAGGAAUGGGAGGUCUAGGCCGGGAGCCCGGAUUCACUGUGGUCAAGAAGAAUGAGGAGUCGGAGAAAGGGGAGGAGGACCUGCCAGUCACGGACAUCACAGCCAAGGAGUGGGAGGUAGUGUCAGUGUCUGAGUAUCAGCGGCGGGUCGAUGCGCUAAACAGCGAAGACCUGCGCUCUCUCUGCAGACGUCUCCAGAUCAGCACCAAGGAGGAGGUGGGCUCCAGCCUCGGGCCCGCCGUGAGGACGGAGCCGGAGCCGGAGACACUGCGGCCCAACCUCAGCGAGCCCAGCGACCUCCUCCAGCCGGAGCAGAUAGAGAAGCUGGCCAAAAACCUCCCGCCCAGAACCGUGGGAUACCCCUGGACUCUGGCAUUCAGCACGUAUAAGCACGGCAUGAGCCUGAAGACCCUGUACCGAGCCAUGCAAGACCAGGACUCGCCCAUGCUCUUAGUGGUCAGAGACGGUGAUGGACAGUUGUUUGGGGCCUUGGCGUCUGAGCCUUUUAAAGUCAGCGAUGGAUUUUACGGCACAGGAGAGACCUUCCUCUUCACCUUCUGCCCAGAGUUUGAGGUGUUCAAGUGGACAGGUGACAAUAUGUUUUUCAUCAAGGGAGACAUGGACUCAUUAGCGUUUGGUGGUGGGGGGGGUGAAUUUGGUCUCUGGCUGGACGGAGACCUGUACCAUGGCAGGAGCCACUCGUGCAAAACGUUCAACAAUUCGAUUCUGUCCAAAAAGGAGGACUUCACAGUGCAGGACAUUGAGAUCUGGUCGUUCGAAUAGCGCCCUCCUGCGAAGAGAGCAGAGACUUCUCAUUGGUUCCCAGGAAGCCUGUUACAAAGGCGUAGCGCCAUUACCCCACCCGCCUGUCUGUUACCACGGCGCCCAAUGCAGAGCUUGUGUGUGUGAAACGACUGACUGUCUGUUACCACGGCGCCCAAUGCAGAGCUUGUGUGUGUGAAACGACUGACUGUCUGUUACCACUGCGCCCAAUGCAGAGCUUGUGUGUGUGAAACGGCUGACUGUCUGUUACCACGGCGCCCAAUGCAGAGCUUGUGUGUGUGAAACGGCUGACUGUCUGUUACCACUGCGUCCAAUGCAGAGCUUGUGUGUGUGAAGCGGCUGACUGUCUUUUACCACUGCGCCCAAUGCAGAGCCUGUGUGUGUGUGUGUGUGUGUGUGAAACGACUGUCUGUGUGUGUUAGUAAAGUUGUGUGCAGCUUGCGCAAGGAAGUGAGGAGAGCAGAAACCUUGGAGAAGAGCAGGCACGUUGAAAUUCACUCUAGGUGUAAUCAGAAGUAGUCAGAAAAGAUCUGCAGUGCCCCCCAUAGGUACUGCACUGUGAUCCGAACGCAACUCUGAUGGGAUUUAACAUUGAUACAAAAAGCACACGCUCAUUCUACCACAGAGGAAGAGUUUUUUUUAUUUUUUAUUAAUUUUUUUUUUUUAUAAAAGGAAACGAAAGCGAACGAACGCGAGGAGGUUGCACAAUGCGACUGGAUCACUACAGGAUACCGACAGGAAGCACUCUUGGCAGCGCAUUUGACGAAAGAGCCAGGGUUACACAGGGACAGCUCCCUCCGACGCAGCGCAUAACGUUUGUAUUAUAGACCCCGUCGUUCUCCAUCAGCGUAUCGUCGUAUGUCUUUAAAGCACAAUGGCUAUAAACGGAGUGCCCCUAACCGUGAUGUUCUGUUCACUGGGUGUACGUGUGAGUCGAGCUUAACGCUGGCCUCGCCGGGGUCAGAAGCUCCGUGUUAUUCUUUGUAGGCAGUAACGUGUUGCAAUAGAUUUGUCCAGUAAUAUGCAAAUUAUUUUCACGUGACCUCACACGCGGGCCGCCUGUAGCCCCCGAAGUGAACCGCAAAAAGCUUUUCCCUGGGUAUAUUGGAAAAGCUGAAUAUGUCAGUCAAUGUUUUACAUGAAUUAUAUAUUUAUAUAUACGAUAUAGUACAAAUUAUAAUGAAUUAUAUAUUUGGCUGUUGUGUGACAGUGAUUUUUUUUUUCAUGCUGAUAUUUCAGCUAUUACAAAUACAUAAUGUAUAUUAUUCUGUAAAUGGUUUAAAUAGAUUGUUCUUCUAUAAAUAUAAACAUAUAUAAAUUAUGAAGUGCGGAUUGGCGGGUUGCUGCUGAUAGCACUUUAAUCUAGCUAGUGUGAAAUAAGGCCGGGGUUCAUUUUCAUCGGCUGUGUGCAGGUAGAUUGUGGCCCAGUCAUAGCGCCCUUCAUGUAAGAUGUAUUUAGGCUAUAACUAGGUUAUGAAUGACAUGCAGCGCUAAGCUGAUGCAGUUGGGCCCGGCCUGUUUAGCUCAGUGGUAGCUGUUCAGCGGUCCGUUUAGAUCCCGUUAAAGAUGUUGAUUGUUUGUAGUACAUUUGCUGCUGCUGCCGGAGUUUAAAAAGGGCAAAUGUAAGGCUGUGUAUUACGACGGGGGAGAAGGGCACAGGCCGUUUCCUCCGUGUCGUCUGUUCGGCGGCGUGACUUCGCGAGAGCGGCGGAGGACGCGAAGCCGUAAACGCCGUGUCCGAGGAGCUGGGCCUUGCCCCGGUCUUCCGAGGCAGGGCUCUGCUCGAGUCGCUAACAGCAGGAAGACGCCAGAUUACAGCGUAACUGUGAUGUGUAAAUAACAAUAAAAUGAAUGUCAUUACAACAG
Molecule: messenger RNA, 4595 nt
Organism: Anguilla anguilla (European eel)
Lineage: Eukaryota; Metazoa; Chordata; Actinopteri; Anguilliformes; Anguillidae
Product: oxidation resistance protein 1-like
Exons: 17
Coding region: 210-2729 (839 amino acids)
Biological process (GO): response to oxidative stress
Cellular component (GO): nucleus
Source: RefSeq, a predicted model, not a curated record